Messenger RNA from Patiria miniata (bat star), 1344 nucleotides. RefSeq lists its product as uncharacterized. Lineage: Eukaryota; Metazoa; Echinodermata; Asteroidea; Valvatida; Asterinidae. The transcript has 2 exons. Bases 166 to 1344 code for a protein of 392 amino acids. The record is from RefSeq and is a predicted model, not a curated record.
UUGACCAUAUACGUUUUAUAUGAAGAUCAUCAGCGUAUGAUCCCAAAGACUUCUUUAGCAGUUUUAGAUGUCAUGUCCGAGUUUGAUCAUCCUAAUUCCUCCAAAGUUUGAUCGUCGUUCAAUUCAACCCAUCAGAGAUAUCUGGAUAUCACACUACAUUUAAUAAUGGCUCACAAGCCAAUUGAAAUCCCCGCCGAGGUGCACAUCAUGAGGAAGAAAGACGAAAUCACCAGGAGAGAAAUACAAGACAUUCUGAAGGCCGUCAGCGCCAUCUCAAAUGUCCAGAGACGCGGAACGAUCAAAAUGAAAAACCUUCAAAGCCAAGGAUGGACUAAGAAAAGCGGACAUGAAAACGUGACGGCGAAACACCUGGAUCAGUGGAAGAAAAUUGUCAGUCAGGAGGCACUGAGACUCCUACCCCAAGAAUGCAUGAGCAUAUUUGAAUUCUGUAGCAAUGCACAAGACGCAGAAUUCCUUUACUGUCACGUGACACCGGCUCCUAGGCCAAUCACUGUUGAGUAUAAGCUUCACGUGCCGUCAGUUUCCGGUAAACGAGUUGUGAGGGACUUUGAUGGGGCUCUGGCUGUUCUGUUACGCACUGCGGACGACACAUGGCCAGGGCGGGGAGCUAAGUCACCAGCCGACAAAGACUAUGCCUCUGUGGAUGGUAGUUCUGCCUCCUCCGAGGCCAACUCGACCGAACCGGCGGAACCGACUAUUAGACUAAGACUGACUGAAGUUAAUGCACAGGGCAAAGGAAAAGGUAAAGACGUGCCUCACGAAGAUAGGCAGUUAACAGAGAUCAUUGAAGGCGGGAUAUCAAGUCAUAUCAGCGCUCUGGCAAAUAAAAAUGGAGGUAGCAUCAUCAUCGAAGAUGCGGACAGUGUCUGCCAGAUAGUUGAUGGGAGGAUUGGUGAGAAGGACCAAGACUCCAUCGUUAACUGUCUUGAAGAAUGCUGCAAGAAGAAGAUCUGGGGGAGGGAGAGAGUACCCCCCAAGAGAGGAGAGCAGUGGGAUGUCUGCUUCCCAAUCGUUAAUCAAGAUAACAUCCUUUUCACCAUCCGUGUGUAUGUUUUCUAUGGUGGAGUCUUCGAGGAGGAACCCGUCGCUUAUACUCUAAAACAAAAUGCCGACGACUCGUAUGAAGUAGUCAGGAUGGAGUUUGAAGACUGGUACAAGGCCAUGGUGAAACAACACGAAGAAAAAGAGCAAGAUUACAAUGACACAGAGAAGAGGCUUGAAGAGAUCAAGGCGAAAGGUUCCAAUCCACACUGCGUAUCCAAUGACAACACAUCGUCCGAGCCGCAUCUACUACCGACGGCUGAAGGAGGCUCCUUCGAAUGA